This is a messenger RNA of Peronospora matthiolae, 918 nucleotides long. The record is from the annotation of a GenBank genome assembly. Lineage: Eukaryota; Oomycota; Peronosporomycetes; Peronosporales; Peronosporaceae.
AUGAGUGCACCUGCGUCGAUUCCGCGCGUGGUCGAUAAUGACAGCGACAGUGACGACGACGUGCCGCUGUCGUCGUUACGGGCCAACAAAGUGGCUACAGACGAGGUGAAAGUGGCUACAGACGAGGUGAAAGUGGCUACACACGAGGUGAAAGUCGAAGCACUUCUGAAUGGAGCAGAAACGAUGAAGCGACAGACGGCGUUUGAGAGCGACAGUGAGGAUGAUGUUCCGAUUAGUGGAUUGAUGAAGCGUCAGAAGCUGAAAGUGGAGUCAAAAGUGAAGCAGGAGCAGGUGGGAGGGGCGACUCCUCGCUCGGUGACGUCGAAAAGCACGUCACGCAAAGGAAAGAAGAGAGUGAUGAAGAUCAAGAUUCGACAACAAGAGUGUACGGAGGAGCUGUAUGAGUCGCUGAAGGGCAGACUCGCACAGGAACUGCUGUGUCGCUGGUGGUACGCGAUGGAGUGGCCACCAGUAAAGAAAUCGGGAUCCAAACUACACGGUGUGCAACAGCUCGAUGGGUUUCCUGGCGCCUAUAUUCGCGUGAAGGGUGACGAUUUGGGCUCGAUUAUCGAUACUCGGUCCUCGGUGGGAAAGCCGUCGCUCUUGCACUUCCUCGCCAUGUCCUCGGAAGAUUUGUUGAAGCUGCUGCUUCAGGCUUAUGACAAGCAAAUUGAAGUCUUAAUUGAGCACGAGGGCCCCAACACACCACUGCAAAAAGAGCUGCAAAAGGCGCGCGCGUCGGCAGCCCGAAUAAAUGCAGCGAAGGCGGACCGAAGCAUACGGGGGUUGCUGAGGAAAUUUACUGAGCUCGAGCGGGAGAUCAAAGAGGUGGAAGCUCUCGCUCUCAAAGAGGAGACAAACCCAUCGGAUGAAGAGGACGAGGAUAAUGAUGAUGAUGACGACACCGCGGACGAUUAG